Messenger RNA from Suncus etruscus (white-toothed pygmy shrew), 267 nucleotides. RefSeq names its product synaptonemal complex central element protein 3 (gene SYCE3). The coding region runs from base 1 to 267 and encodes 88 amino acids. The record is from RefSeq and is a predicted model, not a curated record. Gene Ontology annotation, biological process: reciprocal meiotic recombination; spermatogenesis; synaptonemal complex assembly. NCBI's taxonomy places the organism in Eukaryota, Metazoa, Chordata, Mammalia, Eulipotyphla, Soricidae. The transcript is spliced from 2 exons. Gene Ontology annotation, cellular component: central element.
AUGGCUGAUUCCAACCCUGAGGGGAGACACUACGACAACAUACUGAAAAUGCUAUCAGAUCUGAAUAAAGACUUGGAAAAGCUACUAGAAGAAAUGGAGAAAGUCUCAGUGCAGGCUACUUGGCUGGCCUACGAUAUGGUCGUCAUGCGCACCAACCCCACGCUGGCCGAGUCCAUGCGCCGGCUGGAAGAUGCCUUCCUUAACUGCAAGGAGGAGAUGGAGAAGAACUGGCAAGACCUGCUCAGUGAGAUCAAACGAACCCAGUAA